AGAAAUCUAGCCAGUCAUUUCCUGUGCAAACCCUCCUUCACUUCACAAAAAGCCACAGUUGAGUAAAUCACGAGGAUCUGGGGUUGUUCCUUCUCCCAGGGAGCUCUCAUGGACCAGCAGCAGCAGCAGUUCCACACCGAGCCAUUGGCACUGCUGGGAUGAGCAUGGGCUCUGCAGGGCUUCUCACCCAUGGAUGGAAAUAACUGGGGGUCUGCCUUCAUGCCAGUUAACACUUCUUGCUGCUUGACUUGGCUUCUGCUGGGAGGUUAUUUCCCCUCUGAAGGAUCCUUUGGAACUCCUUGUCAGAUCAGUUCUGGGGUGGAGCUUGCAGCAACUUUUCUGACGCUCUGUCUGUGCAAGACUGACAAUAAUUAACUCUCUUGAGCGCUGUAGAGAGAUGGAAACUGCAACUGAGAAAUGAUUUUGGGCAGAGGAAGGCAGAAAAGCACAAGCAAACUGUUAUGGAAGUGCAAAUAUCCUCCUAAAGGAUUCGGCAGAUGUACCAGCUAUGGAGUCUGGCUGCAGCCCCAGCCAGGGAAAUUUCUCUUCAGAUGAAACCUGUUAACCAUUUGGAGGGAGUGCAUGGGAAUGAGCAGGAGGUGUUAAACCAGAGCUCUGCUGCAGGUUUAGUGCCCCAACAGGGAAGAUCUUUGCUGAUCUGCAGGAUCAUCUCUCCUGGCAAUGGAUAAAUUCACAAAUGGGCAGCCAGGCCCAGCUCAGAGGAACAGGUUCAUGGGAUUGCUAGAAACAGAUGACAGCAUCCAGGAAGAUAAACCUGCCCUGAGUAAAAGGGAAGAAAGGUCAGGACAGGGAAGGAAAGGAGAGCCACAACCCUUGGAGACACCUUAUCAGAAGGAGAGCAGUGACUUUGCCCCUAAAGUCAAGAUUAAUCUGAACUAUCGUCCAGGACUCGUCAGCAACCAGAAGGACCCGAAUCGCUUUGACAGGGAGCGGCUGUUCAGCGCCGUGGUCAGGGGCAGCCCAGAGGCACUGGAUGGUUUGCUGGAGUACUUAAGGAGGAACUCCAAAUUCCUCACCAAUUCCGAGUACACAGAUGCAAAGACUGGGAAGACCUGCUUAAUGAAAGCCCUGCUGAACUUAAAAAAAGGGAAGAAUGACACAAUCCCAGUCUUGCUGGAGAUAGACCAAAAGACACAGAACCCCAGGCCACUUGUCAACGUGUCGUGCUCUGACUGUUUCUACAGAGGCCAGACCGCCCUGCACAUCGCCAUCGAGAAAAGGAGCCUGGAUUUGGUGAAACUGCUGGUGGAGAACGGAGCUGAUGUCCAUGCCAGAGCCCACGGUGAAUUCUUCAGGAAGAAGAAGGAAGGAGUUUACUUUUAUUUUGGUGAACUUCCCCUCUCCUUGGCUGCUUGUACCAACCAGCUCGAUGUGGUGGAUUAUCUUUUGAACAACCCCCACCAGAAAGCCAGGCUGCAGGAGCAGGACACGCAGGGCAACACCGUCCUGCACGCCCUGGUGAUGAUUGCAGACGACACCGAGGAGAACACCAAGUUUGUGAGCACAACCUACGUGGAGAUCCUGAAGGCGGGCGUGAAGCUCGACCCCACCUGCAAACUGGAGGAGAUUGUGAAUUAUGAUGGGUUAAAUCCCCUGCAGCUCGCUGCCAAGACAGGCAAAGUGGAGAUCUUCAGGCACAUCAUCCAGAGGGAGAUCAAGGAGCCCCUGUACCGGCACCUGUCCCGCAAGUUCACCGAGUGGACCUACGGCCCCAUCCACGUGUCCCUCUAUGACCUGUCCUCCCUGGACAGCUUCGAGGAGAACUCUGUGCUGGAGAUCCUGGCCUACAGCAGUGACACCCCGAAUCGGUACAAGAUGGUGGUGUUGGAGCCACUGAACAAACUGCUCCAGGAAAAAUGGGAAACAUUUGCUUCCAAGAGAUUCUACUUCAGCUUUGCCUCCUACUUGUCAUUCAUGAUCAUCUUUACAGCCAUUGCAUACUAUCAGCCCCUAAGGGUAAAGCCUUCCUUUCCAGUGGAGUUCACAGCUGGAGGCUUCCUGUGGGUCUCUGGCCUGAUCAUUAUCUUGUUGGGAGGAAUUUACCUGAUCUUUGCUCAGAGCCUGUACCUGCGGAGGAGACGCCAGUCCCUGAAGACCAUGUGCUCUGACAGCUGCAUCGAGAUCCUGAUCUUCAUCCAGGCAUUCUCCUUGCUGCUCUCAGCAGUCCUGUAUGGGGCCAGCUCGGAGAACUACGUGGCAGUGAUGGUGUUCUCCCUGCUCCUGGGGUGGGUGAACACCCUGUACUACACCCGCGGCUUCCAGCGCACUGGCAUCUACAGCGUCAUGAUCCAGAAGACCAUCAUGAGAGACCUGCUGCGUUUCCUCUUGGUUUAUAUGAUCUUCCUGUUUGGCUUUGCUGCAGCUCUGGUGACGCUGAUGGGCGAUGCCCCCCCAGUGUCUCAGAACAAGUCCCUGGCUCACCUGGAGAGCGCGGGGAGCCACGCCAUGUACGGGGGGCUGCUCAGCGUCUCCCUGGAGCUCUUCAAGAUCACCAUCGGCAUGGGAGACCUGGAUUUCCAGGAGCACACGAGGUUCAGAUACUUUGUCAUGCUGCUGCUGCUGCUGUUUGUGAUCCUCACCUACAUCCUGCUGCUGAACAUGCUGAUUGCCCUCAUGAGCGAGACUGUCACGGAUAUUUCUGGCUACAGUAAGAGUGUCUGGAAGCUGCAGAGGGCAAUUGCUAUUCUAGAAAUAGAGAAGGCCUGGCUGUGGCGCCAGGGUGGGAAGAGGAGAUCUGGCUGCUUCAUGUCAGUGGGGCUCAAUAAGAAAGAUGAGAGGUGGUGUUUCAGAGUAGAGGAAAUUAAAUGGACAGAUUGGGCAAAGGAUGUGGGAGUUCUGAAGGAAGAACCUGGAAGCACCAGUGAUUCAGAAAUAAAUCCAGAAGCUUCCUGCUGAUGAAGGGCUGUUCUUGUGUCCCCUGCUGCAGAGACCAGGUCCUGGAAACGGCCAGCACAGAAACCACCCCGAGCAGCUGCCCCAGAGGAGCAGUCCCUGCUGCAGCCACAGCCACCAGCCACAGAGAUGGUGCCUCUGCAGGGACAAAGCAGAGAGUUUUGACAGCUUUUCUGAGCUGCAACCUUGCCUCCAUCUUCAGAGGAGUUCUUCCUCCAGCAGCUGGAAGAACUGAAGGCAUUGUCAGUAGCAAAGUGCAUUUUGUGGAGGACUGUGGUUCAGCCUGUGGCUUUCAGUAUUGUCAUGCACUUUAAUGAUUAAUUUCCUCUGAAGAAACAAUUUUUACUCGACUUUCUCUGCCUGACACUUUCUUAUUACUAUGCCUAAAGAUCAAGAGGUGGGAGCAAGCUCCCGGGGCAGUGGGGAAGGCAGAGCUCUCUGAGCUGUGCAAGGAUAAUGCUCAUGGAUAAUGCCCAUGGAAUGAGCUGGCUGAGGAUGGCUCAGGCUAUUCUUUUGUCACAAGGGAUUGCACUGAAGUGCUUUGGAAUAAAUAGUGUUGUAGAGUCAGAGAAGCUGCUGAGAGUGGAGUUGUCUCCUGUGCUGGUGUGAGAUGUGAGUGGGCAAACGCUGACCCUGCAGGCAGCCAGAGCCUGCAGUGUGUGGCAGCACCUGCUGUGCUCCAUGGUUAAUCCAUGCCAGGACCCCCAUUUCACACUUUUAGAAUUAAAUUCUUUGUACAUUUGCUUAAAAGCACAGGAAGUGAUGUGGAUUUCCUGGACCUGAAACUUUGCGUGGUGGAUUUCUGGGACUUCUGUUUUUCACGGGUUGCUUUGCCUCUGCAAUAAACAGCAGCAGAAUCCUGCUCAUGGCCCCUGAGAGACUGAUGGACAAACAUUUUUUGUGUGGUUUUUGCUUCCUGUUACUCUUGAUGGGCAUCCUGUCUUGCUGCAAAUGUCUGCAAGGACCUCUUACUUUUUGUGACUUGCACCCAGCCUCAGGCAGGAGGGGCAGCCCACUGUAAACUCUGUAGGAAAAGAGAUAAAAAUGAGCUGUCUCACUUUUCACUCUAUUUAACAGUAAAAUUUCAACAUGUAAAAUUUCUGUAAACAAUACAGCAAGUGUACUUAAUUCAAUACUUAAUUGAAAAUGUUCAUUUUUGGAUGUAUUUUUAGAGCUUCUGCCUUUCCCAGAAAGGGAGAGAAGGUGUUAUCAGUGUGGACUGUAAGCUCUUAUCAGAUUCCUGAUUACUGCUGUGGGAGUUAACUCUUGUUGUCCACGGUCUCGUGUCAGUUUGUGCAGCCACAUCUGAGCACAGAGCAGCUGAUGCUGCACUGGAUGCACCUUCCAGUCCAGGGAAAGGUUGGUGAGAAUCCCAGGAAAGCUGCAGACCACAAGGGUUGGCAGCACCUUUCCUUCAGUGAGAUAAACUAUGCAACCUGAGAUCUCUGUCUCAAUUCCACUCUGAGUGAGGCUGGGAGGUUUUCCUUUUGGAGACCAUCAUCUUAAUCCUCACUGCAUGCAUGUGACAGGCAGAAAAACCUUGUUUGAAAAUUUAUUCCCUGCACUUCAAUGGGUUCUCCCCCCUGUGCUGGGCAAUUCCUCCUCCAGCAUUGGGACUCUGAGUGGGAACUGACUUUUCUUGCUCCAGCUUCUGUUGUUUUCUUGCUUUGUGAAGUCUUCAGCUGCUUUUUCCAUCUAUGGCCUUGUCCUAAGUGUUCCCAAGAUUUGGCAAGGUGCUCAUAUUGCACGGAAGGCUCAUCUGGCAUAUGAUAAAUCUAUCGCUGUGCUUGGUGCUUUGCUGUGGCAGGGACACUUGGAGGUUCUAAAGAAAUGCAGGAUCAGAUCUGCCAUCCCUGUCUGGAAUCCUAAUAAAUGAUCUUGCUGGUAGUUUGGGGAAGCUGUGGGCACUGGCAGCUUUCAGCAUCACCUUCCUCUUCAGCCAUUCCUUGAACCUGCUUCUCUUUUUAAGCUUGGCAGCGCUCGUUUUUCUUUUGAUGUGCAUCAGGAAUGUUCUGCUGUGGAGCAGGGCUUUGGCAUCCCCAGAGGCUCCCAGUCACACCCCAGCCCAGCAGCCUCAUGGAUGGAGGAUGAUGAGUAGCAGGCCCCUCGGGAUUUUGGGGUCCACUCUUAACAGAUGAGAAUGUUUUGUCAGGAAACCCUUCAGUCAUUUUCACAAGAACUUCUCAACAGGUGAGCUGUCCUCUCCCUCCUGCCUCUGACAGGCAAACCCUGCUGCAUGAGAACCCCUUCCUGUGCAGAGGGGGAGGCUUUGCAGGGCUCUGACUAAACAAAAAAACCUCUCACAAAUGGCAGUGGAGGAACAGCUGCAGUUUCCUUCCUCUGUCCAAAGCACAGAGACUCUGGAGGCCCAGCCCUGCCAUGAUCAGACACCAGCAGCUCCCAGCGCUUCCCAGAAGUUCCAGGGCUGCUCAAACCCUCUCAAUAUGUUUUGGUCAGAAUUCGUUGUCCCCUGGCAGGGUGGGAAAUGAACCUUGGGCAUCCAAACCCAUCCUUUACCCCAGCACACUUUGCCUGGUCAUUGCUCUUGUGCCCUCUGUACAAGGCUCUGAGCUCUCCCCCCCUCACAGAGCUCUCACAGCUUAUCUCUGCAAUUUUCCUAAAAGAAACUCCAUGUCUGCUCUGUGUGGCUCCCAAUUCCCUGUUUUCCUCACAGGCAGAGAUGGAAUCAAACCAUCCUUGUUCCUCAGAUGCUUUGCACAUUUGGGUUUUUUUCCCAUCUGUUUUUCCAAAGGCUGCUCUGAAGCUGGAGCCAGCAUGGGGAGCUUUAUCCGUGAGCUGAUUCCCUCUCACUCCAUCCCCCUGUGACCCCACUUGCAACUGAACAUAUUUUCCAUUGCCUCUGGAGCUCACAGAGGGAGCCUUUGAAAUGUGACAGCCCCAGGGCCCCGACAAAGACCAGAUGCUUUCCUUAAGUCCCAGGAGUGGCCCAGGGCUUGGGUGGAAGGGUUUCAGCUGGUGGAGUUUGCAGCUGAACUCUUCCUGGGGCUGCCUCUCACUUUUGGGCUUUGCUGUGCUCAAGAAAUUUUCCUUUAUUGCUCUGUGACCAAAACAAAAUUUUUUUGUUUGUUUGUUUUUUGGAGGAAAAAAAAAAUUGAAAAUGAAACUUCUACUUUGCAGCCUCACAUCUGCUUCUGCAGCACAAAAAAACCCCCAAACCUGAGGCCAGACAGGGCCAGGCAAAGGCUCAGAAAGACGCAGCUGUGGCUGCCUCGUGGGAGGAACAGAACUCAGUGCAAGAGGGGUUUUUCUUGCUUCCUCUUUGGCCAUAAUCUUUUCUUUCAGCUCAGAUUUGUGUCAUGUGGAGUGUUACAGCAUUUCUGGGCUGUGAGGAUUGUUGUCAAAUGUUAAAUACACAGAGGAGAGUUGGAAGUAGCUAGAAAGUGCCUGUGGGGGUUGUUGUCUCUUUUCUGAGAAUCCUUGGAAAAGAUUUUCUGGGCAAAGAGAGCCAUGUCUCUAUUUCCCUGGGAAGAAGAGCUAUCAGCAGCUGACAGGGUUGGUUUUGUUGGUGUUCACAUCUCCAACACUAAAGUCAGUGACUACAUCAUUGCAGAAAAAAAUAAUUCUGUUAUUCUGGAAUCCUCUGGAUUAAAACCUUCAUCCAUUAGGACAAGAAUGAACCUGAAGAGUGCCAGAGCCAUUUCUUUUUGUUCAUCCCAAGCUUACAGUGCUUUACCUCUGCAGCAACUACAUUGGAAGGAAUCAUGAAAUUUGGAAAAAGAGUGGGAAAAAUUCAGCUAACUGUGCUGUGCUGUAUUUCUGUUCUACUCUCAUGGGUCACAGGGUGGGAGGUCGCCAGCUGUGCUAUUCCUUUUUCUGCUGUCAGAUUGUUGAAUAAUGAUUUUGCUGCUGCUAAACUGGUUACAGGAUCUGUCCCUGAGGAUAGCUGGAAUAAAAUAAAUAAUGAGAAUCGAUCCACAUAUAAGUAGAUAUGUGAAAUUUUGUUCUAAAAAUUGCCUUUACUGCUGCAAAGGACACUAAUUCUGCAAAGCUAUAUAUAGAGAAUUCCAGCAAAAGGGCUGCUUGUCUCUUUCUGGAGCACAGGUUGGGUUUUAUUUGGGAUCAGAGCUCUGCCCAUGGAUGUGAAGCCUCAUGGGCUGACAGAUGCUCUCCUUGCUGGAGCUGUGUUUGAUGCUGUUUGAGGGAAGGAGGAAGGGUUUACGUCCAUUGCCUGGAGACAGAGGUGAAAACACUGGCAGCGUAAACACUCUGUGCUGGGGAUUUUCCAACCAUGCCUAAGUAGUGACAAAUAAAAUAUUCCUGCUUCAUGCUCCCUGCUGGAUGUGCUCUCCCUGUAUGGUAGAGGACUGCAGGCUGCAGCCAGAGCUCCUGGCUUAGUCAUUAGAAAAUUGGAGAGAAAUAAAGAAAUA
This is a messenger RNA of Poecile atricapillus (Black-capped chickadee), 7301 nucleotides long. Its product is annotated as transient receptor potential cation channel subfamily V member 2-like. Lineage: Eukaryota; Metazoa; Chordata; Aves; Passeriformes; Paridae. The transcript has 18 exons. Gene Ontology annotation, cellular component: membrane. Gene Ontology annotation, molecular function: protein binding; calcium channel activity. Bases 682 to 2916 code for a protein of 744 amino acids. Gene Ontology annotation, biological process: calcium ion import across plasma membrane. The record is from RefSeq and is a predicted model, not a curated record.